This is a messenger RNA of Oncorhynchus keta (chum salmon), 1275 nucleotides long. Its product is annotated as cGMP-specific 3',5'-cyclic phosphodiesterase-like. Bases 346 to 1275 code for a protein of 309 amino acids. Lineage: Eukaryota; Metazoa; Chordata; Actinopteri; Salmoniformes; Salmonidae. The transcript is spliced from 5 exons. Gene Ontology annotation, molecular function: protein binding. The record is from RefSeq and is a predicted model, not a curated record.
ACUCCCUCUGCUCCACGUUGUUCUCAGUCUGAUUCCGAACGGCUCUGUUAAAUAAUGGAGGUGGCCUCCCGUCGCUCAAACUGAGUUUAAGGGACCUGUUUUCAAGCUACUUGUCGGACGGCAUGCCCUGCCUCCAGUCCCAACCGCUGCAGGAGCAGAUGGCCUCGGAUGGAGUGACUCCCGACACGUCCUCUCCUUUCGACUCUCCCUGCCCGGGCGGAAGGGAACCACCCGCGGUGACCAGCGCCGGUUGGUUUUUCUCGCCGCUGUGGAGCCGUCGGACCAAGACGCACCGAUGGGGGUUCGGGAGCGGAGUGGACAGCGACAGGGUGGAGGUUUGGCUGGAUGAUCACUCGUCCAGGGAGAUGGUGGGAGGCUGGUUCGUGGAGACGCUACCCUCUCCUCAGACCUCCAGAGGGCCCAGCAGGUCUCCGUCCGACCCCAGCUCCAGCAUGCUCCUCCUGGGCCGCGGCCGGGACUCCUUCCCCCUGUCCAGCCCCUCCCUCCGGAUCUCCACCUCCAUCCCCUCCCUGCCCCAACCCCCCUCACCAGACCUCUACCCUUUCCACCCCCCAGUGGGGUGACCCCCUCCUCCUCGAGAAGGCGGGCAGUUGCUCCCCCCGUACCCCUCGCUCCCCCCACUCCACAGUUUCUUCUCGCUCCCUUCGCUGCCCCCACUCCCCCAGCUCACCCCGCUCCUCACCUCGCUCUUCACCCCGCUCUCCGAGGAGGACUAGAUCCUGUGGGCGAGGUGAGCCUUGUGGGCGAGCUGAACCCUGUGGGCGAGGUGAGCCCUGUGGGCGAGGUGAGGGCUGUGACUGGAUGAUGAAGAUACUGGCUGGAGGCUCUGGGAGGAUAGGCUCUGUGGCGGAGCUCUGCCAGGGGGCCCUGCAACAUGCUAUAGAGGUGGUGUGGGCAGAACGCUGCUCUCUGUCUCUGCUCCGACAGGACCAGGAUGGAUGUAAGGGAUUGGUCCAGGUGGUUUCCCUGACGACGCCGGGCUGCGAGAGGGAAGAGUCUUCCAGCAAACAUGCCCACCAGGAGCUGGUGAAGGGCAUCCUGGGAUAUGUAGUUGCCACAGGGAUGCCCAUGAACAUGACAGGAGACGUCUGUGAGGACCCCAGGUUCACCACAGACGAGGACCAGACGGCAGGUUUCAAGAGUGUCCUGAGUGUCCCGAUUAAGAACAGUAGACAGGAGGUGAGCAUCACGGAGACCUCCCAAAUGACCAUUCUAGACACCCCAUUCCCCUCAGAACAUUCCAGACAGAAGUAG